Messenger RNA from Aethalodelphis obliquidens (Pacific white-sided dolphin), 2248 nucleotides. It is a transcript of the gene PEF1, whose product is annotated as penta-EF-hand domain containing 1. The transcript is spliced from 5 exons. Gene Ontology annotation, molecular function: calcium ion binding. Bases 105 to 815 code for a protein of 236 amino acids. NCBI's taxonomy places the organism in Eukaryota, Metazoa, Chordata, Mammalia, Artiodactyla, Delphinidae. The record is from RefSeq and is a predicted model, not a curated record. Gene Ontology annotation, biological process: COPII vesicle coat assembly.
GUUGCGGACAUCCAAUCAGAAUAGGUCCCGCCUCCACGCCCAGGAGGAGGCGGGUUUGAGACGGAAAGUCCCGCCCCACGGCGACGUGAGACGUCAGAAUCGCCAUGGCCAGCUACCCCUACGGGCAGGGCUGCCCAGGAGCUGGAGGACAAGCACCCGGAGCCCCUCCGGGUAGCUACUACCCCGGACUCCCCCAUGCUGGAGGGCAGUAUGCUAGCGGGGUACCCCCUGGUGGCGGAUAUGGAGGAGGUCCUGCCCCUGGAGGGCCUUACGGACCACCAGCUGGUGGAGGGCCCUAUGCACACCCCAACCCUGGGGGGCUCCCUUCUGGAACUCCAGGAGGACCGUAUGGUGGUGCGGCCCCAGGGGGCCCCUAUGGACCACCACCUCCAAAUUCCUAUGGUGCCCAGCAUCCCGGGCCUUAUGGACAGGGAACACCUCCUCCAGGUGGCACCCCUCCCAAUGUGGAUCCCGAGGCUUACUCCUGGUUCCAGUCAGUGGACUCCGAUCACAGUGGCUAUAUCUCCAUCAAGGAGCUGAAGCAGGCCCUGGUCAACUCCAACUGGUCCUCGUUCAACGACGAGACAUGCCUCAUGAUGAUAAACAUGUUUGACAAGACCAAGUCAGGCCACAUUGAUGUCUACGGCUUCUCAGCCCUGUGGAAGUGCAUCCAGCAGUGGAAGAACCUCUUCCAGCAGUAUGACCGGGACUGCUCGGGCUCCAUUAGCUACACAGAGCUGCAGCAAGACAUCUGCCAGCUGGAUCUUCACAUCAGCUUGAUAAUCAGUCUAUACCAAACGUCGACAGUGAUCUGACAAAAGUUCAAUCCGAAGCCAAGACACCAGACGUUUUGGUUUGAUUGGGGGACCUUAUGAUGGGUAAUGGUGAGCUAAUCCUUUUGUUUUGGGGGAUGAAGAUAAGAAAACAGGCUCUCCUCCCUGCUUGGUUGGGGAAGCAGCUCAGUGAGGCCUGGCAGGUUAUGUCAGGCUUAGGCAGUUCAGCCCCGGUUCUCCUCUGGGCUGCUGUCGUGCUAGAAUCCUAGAGUUAGGUGGAAUCCAGUUCCCAGAGGCCAGCCCCCAUGCAGAGCUAGAACCCCUUCCAUUACCCCACUUUGAGUCUGGCCUCUGCUUGCCAACCUCCAAUGACAACUCAGUGCCUUUCCAGGCAGCCCAUUUCCUCCUGGACUAGUAGGGACUUCUUCCUGCUGUGGAUUCCAAAUCCCACCACCUUGAAAACACUACCCAUUGGCUAUAGUUUUCUCUCUUGGGCCACCGAGAACAUACUCCACCCCUUCCUGCAUGCCAGUCCUCUAGAUAUCUGGAACGUGCCACCACAUUCCCCCAGGUCCUCCCUUCCCUAGGCCAGAUAGUCCCAGGCUCUCCAGAAGCUGUUCACUGAGCUUCAUUCCAUGGCAUCCUGUGAGUUCAUCUGAGUCCCCCAAAAUAGAGGCCUGAGGCCCACCAUGGUGCUGGGUUCAACCCGCAGAGGACAGAGUAGAACUGCAGCCAUUAGGGGAAGCUUUUGUUGUUUCUUUGUUCCCACUGAGCCAAGUGUUUACUGAAACCUGUGUCUAGAACAGUGUCAAUCAUACUCUGUCACCUUUGUGAUCAGCUGGGGCUGAGGAACCCAGGACCUGGGUUCUUCCUUGUGGACAUGGUUGGUUCUGGGCUUGGGCGUCAGCCCUCACACCUCAUUCCACACACUGCCCCUCCAAGCCUGGCUACAAACUUGACAAACAGCUUUGGAUCCUAAGGCUAGCGGGAAGGGAGUGGAGAAUGGGCGGGACACCCUGUACCCUCUGGCAACAGCUGCACAUCUGUGGCAGUGUUCACGUGAGCUGGGCUGGCGAGUCAUCUGGAGAGCAGGAUGACAUGCUCAGACCACUCCCUCCACCUGCUCUGCCUACGAGGAGGGGAGCUAAAGCAUUCCUGGGCUGGGCCCCUGGCAGGAUCCGCGGUUUGCGGUUUGCCCCACUUCUUGACGGGUGAGGUCAUUAAUCAGGUUAAGCAGACCCAGCGGUGCGCAUGGCCGAGCUGGCCUCUGCCAGAUGUCUCCCGCUCGUCUCAGCAGACAGUCCUUCAGACUGCUUCCCACCUCCUGCUCUGGCAGCAAGGAUCAGGGCCUCUGGCAGCCCUCUAAUCAUCUUGGUGGCAGAUGGAACACGUCUAGCCCAGUCUCUGGCUUUCUCUUUUUAAUCUGUGAGUUCAUAGAAAAUAAAUGCAAGCCCUGAUUUCCAAGAAGGUGAAGA